This is a messenger RNA of Ochotona princeps (American pika), 2219 nucleotides long. RefSeq names its product inhibitory synaptic factor 1 (gene INSYN1). The record is from RefSeq and is a predicted model, not a curated record. Bases 1257 to 2204 code for a protein of 315 amino acids. Gene Ontology annotation, cellular component: postsynaptic density. The transcript is spliced from 3 exons. Gene Ontology annotation, biological process: inhibitory postsynaptic potential. NCBI's taxonomy places the organism in Eukaryota, Metazoa, Chordata, Mammalia, Lagomorpha, Ochotonidae.
UCGCCUCCCUUCCUCUGCUCUGCCCUGCGCUCGGACCCAGCCGGCCCGGGCUCCAGCCUCGCGCGCUCUGCUCCUGGCCCUGCGGGAACCGGCUCCCGGUGGCUGCCGCUGCCCCCUCCCCCGGGACCACGGGCUCGGGACCUUCCGGGACGUGGCCCAAGCGGCGCGGGGCUGGGCGGAGCGGACCUUCGCGGGGACCAGGACGCGGACGACAGGUUCCGGGUUGAGUGCGCUCGGGCGCCCCGCGGGGCCGGCCAGCUCCGGGCAGUGAGAGCAAGCGGAGCUCGCGGAAGGCGCGGAGCCCGGGCCCGCCAGGGCGCACUAGGCACAGCGAGUCGCGGGCGCUGCCGGGCGUGGGCGCCGGCCGUGGGCUGAGGACCACCCUCCAUCCCCAGCCCACGCGUGCCCUCCGGGGCGACGACUUUAGCUCCAGUGCUGGGACCGGCACGGCGUCUCCUUGCCUGCCCUGCGCCCGGGUCACCUGUGGCCUCGGAAUCUCAGACCUGCCAGGUCCUCCAUUCGCUGCCCACCUGGAGCUGGUUCCUGCCCCGCCCCCUCCUGCCGCCCAGAUGUCCCGGGCCCCGGCGUGGAAGAUCUCGCUCAGGCCAGAGGCUGAGGGAUCGAGAGAGAGAAGCCCACCCUAGGGAGCCUUGGGGACCCCCCUAAUCUCAUCUUGGGGCUCGGAGAGAACGCCAGCGCCCCCACCAUCGGCGGCUGCCCUCCUCCCGCGGGCUCCAGCACGGAGCACCCCGCCAGCUGGAGCCCCUUCCACGUCCGGGAGACCCUGGCCAGCCUCCCUCUUCAGGUGGCCGUUUCAUCCGUCUAGACCUGUACCUUGGAAACUGCCGGGGAGUCUUGCAGGGCCAACAGCUACCUCCCCCACCCCAAGGGCGUCUCUCACCCAGAGUCCCUGCAGUGUCAUCCCCGGGCCGCCUUGUCCAGGCUCAGGCGGACAUCAGUCCUGCACACCCACGGCUGUUUCCAGUGCCGGAGGCCCCUCCUGCUGCCCUCCCGUGUCCUUACCUUGACCCCCUGUGUGGCAGACUCUGUCUCCCUCUGGGGGCUGUGUUCCCCCACCCUGAGGUGGAGGAGGCUAGGAGGCAGGUGCAGGUGCAGGGGCUGGGGCCAGGCGACUGGGCUGGGGGGGGCCGUUAAGAUGUGGAGCUCUGCCCGGCCGAGGGGGGCUUCGCGGAGGCAGACGCAGCCCGUGCCUGGCGGGGGGGAGUAUGGGCAGGCCUGUGGCCACGUGGUGAAGGAUGAACAUUCGGGGCGCCCCGGACCCCCCCGGGCAGCCCAGUGACGACCCCAGCAGUGGAGGCGAGCGGGAGCGGAUUCGGCAACGCAUGAAGAUGGUCAUCGGGCAGCUUGAGGACAUCCUGCGGGAGCUCAAGGAGGUGGCCAAGGAACUGAGGGAGGUGGUGAGCCAGAUUGACAGGCUGACCUCAGACUUCGAUUUCGACCUGGAGCCAGACGACUGGACCACAGCCACCGUGAGCAGCACCUCCAGCAGCGACAAGGCGGGCGCUGGCGGCCCCUUCGACCUGGGCCAGCUGGACUUCAUGACCACAGCCGACAUCCUUUCCGACAGCUGGGAGUUCUGCUCCUUUCUGGAUACCUCCACUCCCUCAGACUCUGUGGAUGGCCCCGAGGCCACCCGGCCAGAGGCAGCAGCGGUGGCAGCAGUGGCUGGGGCCGACAGCGGAGUGGCAGACUACCGGCUUAUGAACGGCGGCCUGCCCAUCCCCAACGGGCCACGGGUGGAGACCCCAGACUCCUCCAGCGAGGAGGCCUUCAGCACUGGCCCAGCCAAGGGCCAGCUGCCCCAGCGGACCCCGGGGACACGGGAGAGGGUGCGUUUCAGUGACAAGGUGCUUUACCAUGCGCUGUGCUGUGACGAUGAGGAGGGAGAGGAGGAGGUGAUGACCACAGCAGCUCAGGAGGAUGGGGAGGAGGGAGGGGGAGGGCUGCGUCCCGAGCUCCCCCAUGCCGCCUCCGCCGAAGGCCCCUUCAAGCCGCCCCCCCCAGCUCCCUACAAGCCCCGGCACUGUGCUCUGCCAGGUGGGCGCUCAGGCCCCACGGCGGCCCCCGAACAGGUCAGGAGGAACAGCGUGAGGGACAGCAGCACGCAAACCGUGUCAGACAAGAGCACCCAGACGGCGCUGCCUUACACAGCCGCGAGGCAGAAAGCCAAGAGCAAAAACUAGGGGCUGGGGGGGGCG